UGAUUUGGUAGCCGCUGCAGUAGGAGGAAGGACCGCGGUUCUACCCCUUCUAUCUUUCAGUUUCGUCUCAAAAUUUCUCUCGGUGGCACCUUCUAGUAGCGAUCAGUAACCUGUGUAUACAUCAGCGGUGUUCUAUGAUAACUAAGUCGUAGUAUUACCGACGGACAGUGAUCUCAAUCGCCAUUUUAAUCGCACGUUUUCCCUGACAGAAGCGCUAGCACAACAAUGGCUCUGAAAAGAAUUCACAAGGAGUUAAAUGACUUGGCACGGGACCCACCAGCCCAGUGUUCUGCAGGACCAGUAGGAGAUGACAUGUUUCACUGGCAAGCCACAAUAAUGGGACCUAAUGACAGUCCUUACCAGAGCGGGGUUUUCUUCUUGACCAUACACUUCCCCACAGACUACCCCUUCAAACCGCCAAAGGUUGCAUUUACCACAAGAAUCUACCACCCAAAUAUCAACAGCAACGGCAGCAUUUGUCUUGACAUCCUGCGAUCACAGUGGUCUCCGGCUCUCACCAUCUCCAAAGUUCUCCUGUCCAUCUGCUCUCUGCUGUGCGACCCAAACCCGGACGACCCCUUAGUACCCGAGAUCGCCCGCAUCUACAAGACGGACAGGGAAAAGUACAACAAAAUAGCUCGGGAAUGGACACAAAAGUAUGCAAUGUAGUGUUGGGGUAGAAACAUGGCCAACCACCUCUACGACGUAAGGUUAGGGGAGCUUCAGACGUAAAGAGAAAACAAACAAAAAACCAUACAAACAAAUGAAAAGUUUAAAACAAGAUCUUGUUGGUUUCCAUUGGAGUGCUUUCUUUGAGCCACGCCUCCCCUUCACCAGAGUACCUGUAAAACUCCCUCUGCCCCACCUCCUCUCUCUCUCUCUCUCUCUCUCUCCUCUCUCUCUAUCUCUAUCUCUCUCUCUCUGUUUGACUCCCCCCUCUCCUCCCCUCCUGCCUCUCAGCUCACCUGCCCAUCCUCCAGUGUACAUAUUGUCAACUUGCAAUGGUAAAACCGUCUCUCCCCUGCUCCCUUUUCCCACCACCUCCCUCUCUGGUCACCUCUGACCUCCUGACUUCUUCUGUAUUCCGUUACAUUUUGUCACCAAGCAGGUUGGGCUGCCGCCGACCCUCCAAACUCCCCGCCCUCCCUCCUCUUCUCUCUCCCCCACUCGCCUGCAUCCUCACCCACCACCAUCACUAAAAGCAUUCCUUUGAACAUCUGUAAAGCUUUGAGGGGACCUGUUGUUUUUUGUUGUUCUUUAUUUCCCAUUUUUUUUGAAGGGGGGAGGGGGACAAUAAGAUUGAGGGAUUUUUACACUCUGCACCCUUUCUUGUUUUGUUGUCCCAGUGACUUCCAUCCGUAGAGGUGACAAUUCAAGAAAGCAGUCAAAGGGCACUCUGUAUUUUAUACAUAGAAGAAAUCAUCACAGGCUAUGUAAAAUGGAAAAAAAAAAA
Messenger RNA from Stegastes partitus (bicolor damselfish), 1453 nucleotides. It is a transcript of the gene ube2d2, whose product is annotated as ubiquitin-conjugating enzyme E2D 2 (UBC4/5 homolog, yeast). NCBI's taxonomy places the organism in Eukaryota, Metazoa, Chordata, Actinopteri, Pomacentridae. The record is from RefSeq and is a predicted model, not a curated record. The transcript is spliced from 7 exons. The coding region runs from base 226 to 669 and encodes 147 amino acids.